AUGGGAGAGAUGGUAGAUCCAAUUCAGUUGAAAGAUGAGGGAAACAAGCAUUUCCAAGCCGGUGAGGUGGACAAGGCCAUUGAGUGCUACACAAAAGCCAUCAAGUUGUGCAAAGACAAAAAGGUGCUUGCUGUCAUUUACAGGAACAGAUCAGCCUGCUUCCUGAAAAAGGAAAGCUACACCAAUGCAGCCUCUGAUGCCUCCAAAGCCAUUGACGUGGAUGCAACAGACGUCAAAGCCCUGUUCCGGCGGUGCCAGGCUCUGGAGAAGCUGGGCAAGCUGGACAUGGCCUUCAAAGACGUCCAGAGGUGUUCCACCAUUGAGCCCAAAAACAAGACCUUCCUGGAGACCCUCAGGAGGCUGGGGGCUGAAAUCCAAGCCAAGCUGAAGACAACCUUCUCCACAGACUCACGGGUUCAGAACAUGUUUGACAUUCUGCUUGAUGAGGAGAUGGACAAGGACAAGAAGGAAAAGGCUGCUAACAACCUGGUGGUUCUGGCCAGAGAAGAUGCUGGCGCAGAGAGAAUCUUCCAGAACAACGGAGUGCCUCUGCUGCUGGAUAUGCUUGAGACCGGAAAAGAAGAGAUGGUCCUGGCCGCUAUCCGCACCUUCGCGGGAAUGUGCACUGGACACAAAGCACGGACCAUGGCCAUUAUCCACCUGGUGGGCAUAGACAAGCUGUGCAGCAUCAUGGCUGUCGACAAUGAGGACAUCGCCUUGGCAACUUCUGACCUGUUCCAGUGCAUCAACGACUCCCUUACCGGAGGAGACCGGAGGAUUUAUGGGAAGGAGGAAGCCCUGGUUUUGGAUGCAAGCAAAGACUUGAAGAGCAUCCUGAUGGCCCUGCUGGAGAUGGUUGCCAGUAAGAAGGUUUCAGGACACGGCAGAGACCAGGCCCUGAACCUGCUGUGCAGGAACGUGCCUCGCAAGGACAAGAAAGACCAUGACCACUCCAAGAGCCUCUUCACCAUCGACCAUGGUCUGAAGAAGAUCCUGAAGGUGUGUGGCCAGAUACCUGACCUCCCAGACCAGCUGCCCAUGACGGAGAACACUCAGCUCAUCGCCAGCGUGUUGCUUGACAAGCUCUGGGACGACCUCCGCUGCGACCCCGAGAGAGACCACUACAGGGAAGUCUGUGACGAGUACAUCAAAGGCAAGUUUGACCCCAACGACAUGGACAGGAACAUCCACGCCAUCAACGCUCUGUCAGGCCUGCUUCAGGGGCCAUUUGAGGUGGGCAACCAGCUGGUGGGUCGCCAGGGCAUCAUGGAGAUGAUGGUGGCACUGUGCGGCUCUGAGCGGGAGGUGGACCAGAUGGUCGCCGUGGAAGCGCUGAUCCACUCCUCAACGAAGAUGAGCCGCGCCUCCUUCAUUAUCACCAACGGCGUGUCGCUGCUCAAAGACAUCUACAAGAAGACCAAGAACGAGAAGAUCAAGAUCCGUGCGCUGGUGGGUCUGUGUAAGCUGGGGUCAGCAGGUGGAGAUGACUAUAGUAUGAGGCAGUUUGCUGAGGGCUCCACUGAGAAACUGGCCAAGCAGUGCAGGAAGUGGUUGUGUAACUCUGCCAUGGACACAAAGACCAGGAAGUGGGCGAUAGAAGGUCUGGCCUACCUGACCCAAGACGCUGAUGUAAAGGAUGACUUUGUUGAGGACGAGCCUGCCAUGAAAGCCAUGUUUGAACUGGCCAAGUCUAAAGAUAAGACCAUCCUGUAUGCUGUGGCAUGUACCCUGGUCAACUGCACCAACAGCUAUGAGAAGAAAGACAUCAUGCCUGAGCUGGUUCAGCUGGCCAAGUUCUCCAAGCAGCACGUCCCUGAGCAGCACCCCAAGGACAAGAAGGAUUUCAUCCAGAAGAGAGUGAAGAGGAUGCUAAAGGGAGGGGUCAUCUCAGCUCUCACUGUCAUGGUGAAAGCUGACAACCUUCUCCUGACUGACCAGACCAAAGAGAUGCUGGCAAGAGUGUUCCUUGCCUUGGCAGAUGAUGCCAAAGACCGUGGCACGAUUUGCGCCCAUGGAGGGGGCAAGGCUCUGAUCCCAUUGGCUCUGGAGGGAUCAGCUAUAGGGAAAAUAAGGGCCUCCCACGCCCUGGCCAAGAUUGCUGCUGUGUCCAACCCAGAGAUUGCCUUCCCAGGAGAGAGGAUCUAUGAGGUGGUGCGUCCUCUGGUCAGCCUGUUGCACCCUGAGAGAGACGGGGUGCAGAACUACGAGGCACUUCUGAGUCUCACCAACUUGGCUGGUCUCAACGACAAACUGAGAGGGAAGAUCCUGAAAGAGAAGGCUCUCCCUGAGAUUGAGCAGUACAUGUUUGAAGACCAUGAUCAUAUCAGACAGGCAGCCACAGAGUGCAUGUGCAACCUGGUGAAGUGCAAAGAGGUGCAGGAUCGGUACCUGGAGGAUGGGAAUGAUAGGCUGAAGCUGCUGGUGCUGAUGUGUGCUGAGGACGAUGAAAAGCUCCAGAGAGCUGCAGCCGGAGCACUGGCCAUGCUCACUGCUGCCCAGAAGAAACUGUGCACCAAGAUGACCCUGGUGACUUUGCAGUGGAUGGAGAUCCUUCAGAGGCUCAUUCUCCAUGACCAGCCCCAGAUCCAGCACAGAGGCCUGGUGAUUGUGUACAACAUACUGAACUCGGACGACAACGAGCUAGCCAAGAAGCUGAUCGAGAGCGAGAUCCUGGAGAUCCUGACAGUGAUUGGCAAAGCAAUGGACAACCCCAAGAGGCAGCUUGUGAUCGAUGUGGCACGCACCUGCCUGGUCAAGGCCAUGGACCUCGGCCUCAUCAAGCCAUUCACAACCCCUUCUUAAAGCAGUGUUUCUUAAGCUUUUUAUAGUACUACGGACUGGCUUGCAAUGGACCUACUCCCUUAAAGGCGCAACCCAAUCAACCAGAAACAAAUCACACAGAAAUAAGAACAUGUUUGACAGUUCCAUUUUAGUCCAAUGAGUGUGUAUAUUUGGUGGGUACACUUGCGAACGCCCAUACCCCUCACUGCCCACAGUCCUCCCAAAGUGUCAGGCCGACACUUGUUACAGUACAUUGGACUUACAGUUUGUGCCUUUUAAUGAAAACUGCAACGUGUGAGCUAAUUACAGUCUGCCUAACUUGCUGAUCAGAAACACCCCAUAGAUUGAGGUCCAGAGACUGAAGAUUGAGAGACUCUGCGUUGAGUGUAGGCCUAUGGACAGGGAGGCCAGGAGAUGGGACUGAUGGUGCACCUGAACAGCCACCUAUCAUGAAAUCAGAGACAGUACAAAUUAAUCUCUUGAGAAUUUUUCAUUUUCAGAAAGAAAACACCACGUGAACGUUUAACAAUUUAUUAGAAAAUAAUACAAUGCCUGUCUUGGCAUUAGAGCUCUGUCCUGCAGGGUAGCUCACUGCCAGAGCCAAGCGUCAUAUGAAUGUUAAAGUAGAACUAUAGGCAGUGAGCACGAUAUGCUAUAUCAAAUCCCCCCCCGACGGAAGAAACACAGAACCCACAGGUGGAGGCUGGGGUGGUGGUGGUGGGAUAUCAGAAACAGCAAGCAUAGCGCGAGUAACAGCUAGUUACAGCAGCAAGAGACAUCAGCGCAUGAGAGCAUGUGACAUCCAGCAUUGGGGAAGCAUGUGCAGAACUGGUCGACUUCAAUAGACUGCAUCUAAUUAAUGGGAAUCCAAUUGGUGCAAUAUCCGCUGAUGCGAUCAGCUGAAGCCACCACAUUCAUGUUUCCCUUCUGAACGGCUACACUUUAUCUUGAUCUUUUUGUAAGUUAAGUAGAGUUUAUUUGUGUGGAUGAGAGGUGUUUGUUUAAUGUUAUUUGUAUUUUACACUUAUUAAGGAUAAAGAUGAGAAUUUUGACUAUUGUCUACUUUGAUUUUAGUGGACAAUUUUAUUCUACUGUUUGUCAGUACAGUGUAGUAUGCUUUUCGACAAUGGACAUUGGUCAUGACUGUUUUUGAUAAGCAGUUAAAACAGUCACAUGGGCAAAAUAUAUAUUCUUUUAAGGUUUGGACUUUUGCAGCAAGAAGAAGACGAAAACAUUUGUUCAAUCUGCAGCCCAUGAAAGCAAAGUUGUCUGGCUAAAGCGAAACGGAAGAAAUGGGCAGGGCUGUCGGCAUCCAGUGACCAUGAAGUGGCAUUUUCAUUUCCGUCCACUGUGCUCACUUGUUUUUGAACAACAGAGAUUGAAGAGGAUGUGAGACACCCCCAUCAGUUUUUUUUCUGUUUCAAUGAAAGUCCAUUAACUAAGUAGACCAGACACAACUGCUAUUGCAUUGGUGUCAAUGGGAGACACCCAGUUAAGUAGUCUGGAACUGCCAAUUUCUUUCAAUGGUAAAAAGCCUGAGUGAAAUAUUCUCAAUUAUCUACCAUCUUGGUAUACAGCUUAUGUCAGAAUUGACCUCCAGGUGGCCCUUAACCCCCAAAAUAAGACUUCCAUCUUGAUGACUUCCAGAAAAAGACUUGAUGAGCAAAUAGCCUCACACAGAUUUUGAUGUGUGUAUUUUUGCAUGUGCAGUAAGCCCACAGGCGGAUUCUUUCCUCCUUUCUUGGCAGAGAUCUCAGAAAAGGUUAAAUUGUAAACCCGCGACCCAAAUUGAUCACGUAGAAUGUACACUGGGUGUACAAAACAUUAGGAACACAGACUGACCAGGUGAAAGCUAUGGUCCUUAUUGAUGUUACUUGUUAAAUCCACUUAAAUCAGUGUAGAUGAAGGGGAGGAGACAGGUUAAAGAAUGAUUUUUAAGCAAUGAGACAUGGAUUGUGUAUGUGUGCCAUCCAGAGGGUUAAUGGGCAAGACAAAAUAUUUAAGUGCCUUUGAACUGGGUAUGGUAGUAGGUGUCAGACGCACCGGUUUGAGUCAAGAAGUGCAAUGCUGUUAGGUUUUUCACGCUCAACAGUUUCCCGUGUGUAUCAAGAAUGGUCCACCACCUUAAAGGCGUCCAGCCAACUUGACACAACUGUGGGAAGCAUUAGUCAACAUCCCUGUGGAAUGCUUUCGACACUUUUUAGAGUCUAUCCCCUGACGAAAUGAGGCUGCUCUGAGGGCAAAAGGGGGUGAAACUCAAUAUCUUAAUGUUUUGUACACUGUGUAUAUGCCAUAUCUCA
Molecule: messenger RNA, 5081 nt
Organism: Salvelinus fontinalis (brook trout)
Lineage: Eukaryota; Metazoa; Chordata; Actinopteri; Salmoniformes; Salmonidae
Product: protein unc-45 homolog B-like
Exons: 19
Coding region: 1-2802 (933 amino acids)
Molecular function (GO): Hsp90 protein binding
Source: RefSeq, a predicted model, not a curated record